Messenger RNA from Kwoniella botswanensis, 1938 nucleotides. RefSeq lists its product as uncharacterized. The transcript has 12 exons. Gene Ontology annotation, cellular component: endoplasmic reticulum membrane. The record is from RefSeq and is a predicted model, not a curated record. Gene Ontology annotation, molecular function: phosphatidate cytidylyltransferase activity. Bases 1 to 1938 code for a protein of 645 amino acids. NCBI's taxonomy places the organism in Eukaryota, Fungi, Basidiomycota, Tremellomycetes, Tremellales, Cryptococcaceae.
AUGUCACGAAGAGGCCCUCAACCAAGCUUCAUCAGUAAAUCAAAGUUCGAUAUACUGGGUGAUGACAUAGAUAAUGAAGAAGAAGAGGAGGAGGAGGAAGUUGAAGAGGUACCAGCUGUUGUUGCUCCCAGCGCCACCGAAGCUCCUGCUGCACCCCUUUCCAAAUCCGCCAGGAAGAGAUUAGCCAGACUAGCUUCCAAAACCGCUGAAAAUGCCAAUGCCGUCGUGGACGCAGCGAAAGAAACCGUCAUCAACGCCGCCGACAGCAUACCUGUACCUAGCACCCAGCAGAAUGGUCAAGCUACUACCUCCGAAUCAGCUCCGACCUCGACAGAAAGAGAGACCGUUACACCUCCAUCAGCUAUGAAAGAGGAGUCCAGAAUCAACGGUGUACAGGAACCUGCGCCCUCAGCCUCGAUACCUUCAGAGAAGAAAGAAGAAGAAGCUUCCAGACCUCUACUUCCAAAUGAGAAAAGUAUUUCUUCAUCCACCUCCGAUAAAUCAUCCUCGGUUCCAUCAAGUACCAAUUUUCAUCCUACUUUACCUGAAACUCUUCCUGGAAAGACUGGCGACAAAUUACCAUCUAACAGGAAGAGAAAGCAGCCUCAGGAUUUCGAACCUUCCGGACCGGGUAAUACGCCUACACCUUCCAGUCCAUCUAAAUUGGGAGUCAAGUUUGAAGAUGGUGUAGCUCCAGGAGAAGGUAAAGAGGGUGAAAAGACUAUUACCCUACCGCCUAAACCUGUGGUGAAGAAGGAUAGGAAUGUCAUUGAGAGAACUACUUGGACGUUCAUCAUGAUUGGUGGUUUCAUUGGACUUCUCUGUAUGGGUCACCCAUAUAUGAUUUUAUUGGUUAUGCUCUGUCAAACUUUGGUUUACAAGGAAGUGACAGCUUUAUUCGAUUUGAGGGAUCACGGAGCCAACAAAGUGGAUGUCGCUCCCGGUGAAAAAGGUGAUAAAUGGAGUAAAACGCUUAACUGGUACUUCUUCGUCGUCUGCAACUACUUCCUAUACGGCGAAUCUAUCAUCUACUACUUCAAGCACAUCGUCUUCGUAGAUGCAUACAUGAUCCCCUUUGCCAGGAAUCAUAGAUUUAUCAGUUUCAUGCUUUACGUCGUCGGCUUUGUCGGCUUCGUCGCUAAUCUGCAACGACAAUACCUUCGUCAACAAUUUGCUCUUUUCUGUUGGGUUCAUAUUUCUCUGUUGCUCAUUGUUGUCUCAAGUCACUUUAUCGUCAACAACAUCCUGGAAGGAUUGGUUUGGUUCUUCGUUCCUGCGUCUUUGGUGAUUUGCAAUGAUGUUAUGGCAUACGUUUGCGGUAAAUUAUUCGGUCGAACUCCACUCAUCAAGCUUUCACCGAAGAAAACAGUCGAGGGAUUCGUUGGCGCCUUCAUCUGUACCCUUCUUUUCGGUCUUGCCUGGGGUACAUUCUUCAUGAGAUUCCCAUAUAUGAUCUGUCCCGCUCGUGAUCUCGGUACCAACGUCCUUUCCCAAGUCACCUGUAGACCUAACCCCGUUUUCGUAUGGAGGGACUUCGAAUUUACCGGUCCAGCCAGACAGAUCCUUUCGACUGUCCUUGGCCACGAACCACCUUCGAUCCCAUAUGCUCCAUUCCAAAUCCACGUUUUGGUCAUGGCUACUUUCGCAUCGCUCGUAGCUCCCUUCGGUGGAUUCUUCGCUUCUGGAUUUAAGAGGGCAUUCAAUAUCAAGGAUUUCGGUCACAGUAUACCUGGACAUGGUGGUAUGACUGACCGAAUGGAUUGCCAGUUCAUGAUGGGUUUGUUCUCAUAUGUCUACUACAGCUCUUUGAUCAGAAUCCAAUAUGUGACAGUGGGAUCUAUAAUGCAAACUGUCGUUACGUCGUUGACACCAGGAGAACAGUUGGAACUGUUAGCUGACUUGAAGAGAUUCUUGGAGGGUCAAGGGGUGAAGGCGUAG